Molecule: messenger RNA, 2522 nt
Organism: Syngnathus acus (greater pipefish)
Lineage: Eukaryota; Metazoa; Chordata; Actinopteri; Syngnathiformes; Syngnathidae
Gene: klhl21
Product: kelch-like family member 21
Exons: 5
Coding region: 479-2308 (609 amino acids)
Biological process (GO): protein ubiquitination
Molecular function (GO): protein binding
Source: RefSeq, a predicted model, not a curated record
GACCAACAGACACACCAAAGCCUAAAUCAAAACAAUAAACAAGAGCUCAAACGUGAAAACACUAAAAUAGUACGUAGCGUCCACGUGUAACAUAUUAAAUGUCGUUGCAGCUGUCAGGGUGACGCCAUCAGUAGUCAUCGAACAACACGCCACAUUGAAGAAAUUGUAACCGAACGUUGGUGCUUUGGAUCGUGCGGCUUGCGUAAACUAACAUCACAGAUAAAUGUAAGAGGUCUGGCUGUAAUUUUCUGCCGCCCUCACAACAGGCUAGGUGUUCUUCCAAGGCCCCAUCCAAAUCCCCCCACUCAGUGGAAAUGGAAACUCUUCGUGUAUUUAUAGCCUCAGCGCAUACGUGAGCUGCCUGUCUUUAGGAAGGAGCUGUUCAUAUCAGUCCAAGCUGGCGAAUGUUCUAGACUGUUGUGUUGAGCCCUGCCCACGGGAUGUAAACGUCUUCCCGAGCGCAACCAUUUGAGACGAGAUGGAGGAUCCCGUCUUACAGACGCAAGCGUCCACUCUGCCGUUUUUUGACACGGCCCACGCCUUCAACCUGCUUCGAGGAAUUCACGAGCUCCGGGCAGAGCGCAAGUUUUUUGACGUGACUUUGUGCGCGGAGGGCCGCGAGUUCCACUGCCACCGCACGGUGUUGGCCGCCGCCAGCACCUACUUCCGGGCUAUGUUUGCCGGUACGCUACGGGAGAGCAUCAUGGACCGGGUGGUUCUACACGAGGUUUCGGCCGAGCUUUUGGGACUGCUGGUGGACUUCUGCUACACAGGGCGGGUCACCGUCACACAGGACAACGUGGAUCUUCUGCUGAAAACAGCCGAUCUGUUUCAGUUCCCGUCAGUCAAAGAAGCCUGCUGUGCGUUCCUGGAGCAACGUCUGGAUGUUACCAACUGCUUAGAAAUCCAAGACUUUGCGGAGGCCUACGCCUGCCGAGAGCUGGCGGCCAGCGCCCGCCGCUUUGUUCUCAAAAACUUAAUGGAUCUUGCUAAAGGGACAGACUUUGCACGCUUGCCUUGGAAGCGCCUCCUUGAGUUUGUGUCUGAUGACGAGCUGUGCGUGGACAAAGAGGAGACUGUCUAUCAGAUCGCGGUGCGCUGGGUGAAGGCCGACCUCCAACGGAGACUUCACUACUGGCCCGAGCUCCUCCAGCAGGUCCGACUCCCUUUUGUCAGGAGGUUCUUCCUUUUGGCCCAUGUGGAGAGCGACCCCCUCGUAUAUCUUUCGCCCACCUGCCUCCGCAUGGUCAACGAGGCCCGUAGCUUCCAGUCCAGCGAGUACGACCGCCACGACAGACCGUGCCGCCGCAUGCGUCCGCGGCCGUCCACCGGACUGGCCGAGAUCCUGGUGGUGGUGGGGGGUUGCGACCAGGACUGUGACGAGCUGGUGACCGUCGACUGCUUCAACCCGCAAACGGGCCAGUGGCGCUACCUGGCCGAGUUCCCCGACCACCUUGGAGGGGGCUACAGCAUAGCUGCCCUCGGGAAUGAUAUGUAUGUCACCGGCGGCUCUGACGGCUCUCGCCUGUACGACGGCGUGUGGCGCUACAAGUCCAGCGUCAACGAAUGGACGGAGGUGUCGCCCAUGCUGAAAGCGCGCGAGUACCACAGCUCGUGCGUGCUGAAAGGUCAGCUGUACGUGGUGGCGUCGGACAGCACCGAGCGCUACGACCACACGCUGGAUUGCUGGGAGGCCUUGCCGCCCAUGCUGCAUGCCAUGGACAACUGCUCCACCACCACGUGCAACGGACGUCUGUACGCCAUCGGCUGUCUCGCCGGGGAGGACACCAUGGCCGUCCAGACCUACGAGCCGGACAGCAAACGUUGGUCCAUGGUGAACUGCGGACAGCUGCCGAUGUGGUCGUUCACCCCUAAAACGGUGACCCUCAACGGCCUCAUCUUCUUUGUCAGGGAUGACUCAGCAGAGGUUGAUGUUUACAACCCCCCGACAAACCAGUGGGAUAAGAUUAGCCCUAUGAACCAGGUUCACGUCGGAGGCAGCGUGGCGGCGCUGGGCGGCAAACUGUUUGUAUCCGGCGGUUACGACAACACGUUCGAAUUGUCGGACGUAGUGGAAGCAUAUGACCCGGCCACUCGCACCUGGAGCGUCGCGGGCCGGCUGCCUCAGCCCACUUUUUGGCACGGCAGCGUCAGCAUAUUCCGACAGUUCAUGCCUCUGGUGUCGAAUGCCUUUGAGCCUGUCGGCGCCCCGGACGCUAACGCCAUCCACCUGCACCGGCACCAGCGUCACCAGGCUGUACACAACCUCAACAACAAUGUCAAUCAGGACGUGAACGCGGCCCACUGACUUUGGAUCGCUGUUCGUUGACUGUGAGUUUUCAUCACAAUGCUGAAACAUGAAUGUGUCACCUGACUUUUGGUGACUGAUGGAUUUGAAAGAGGAUCCAAGCCUCUCGGGCUUGAAACUGUUGUCAUGUACAUACAGAAAGACUAAGGCAGAAUGAUCAUCAUUCAGAAGCUGCAAAACAGAUUGAUUAAAUAGGGUAAUAGUGUUAAAAAAA